Messenger RNA from Equus caballus (horse), 6826 nucleotides. RefSeq names its product ADAM metallopeptidase domain 23 (gene ADAM23). The record is from RefSeq and is a predicted model, not a curated record. Gene Ontology annotation, cellular component: presynaptic membrane. Gene Ontology annotation, biological process: proteolysis. NCBI's taxonomy places the organism in Eukaryota, Metazoa, Chordata, Mammalia, Perissodactyla, Equidae. Gene Ontology annotation, molecular function: metalloendopeptidase activity.
CACACCGAGCGGCGCCCAGGAGCUAUGAGCCAUGAAGCCACCCGGCAGCAGCUCCCGGCGGCCGCCCCUGGCGGGCUGCAGCCUUUCCCGAGCCUCCAGCGGCCCCCGCGGCGGCCCCGCCGGCCCGGCGCCUGCUCGCGCCCUGGCCCGCGCACCGCCCUGCCGCCUGCUCCUCGUCCUUGUCCUGCUGCCUCCGCUCGCCGCCUCGUCCCGGCCCCGCGCCUGGGGGGCUGCUGCGCCCAGCGCUCCGCAUUGGAAUGAAACUGCAGAAAAAGAUUUGGGAGUCCUGGCAGAUGAAGAGAACACAUCGCAAGAGAACAGCAGCAGACACAUCAGUCCCAGCGGUGGGCUGCAGAAAGAGAUCACGCUGCCGUCCAGACUCGUGUAUUAUGUCAACCAAGACUCGGAAAGCCCCUACCAUGUUCUUGACACAAAGGCAAGACACCAGCAAAAACACAACAAGGCUGUCCAUCUGGCCCAGGCGAGCUUCCAGAUUGAAGCGUUUGGCUCCAAAUUCAUUCUCGACCUCACACUAAAUAACGGUCUGCUGUCUUCAGAUUAUGUGGAGAUUCACUACGAAGAUGGGAAACCACAGUUCUCUAAGGGUGGAGAACACUGUUACUACCACGGGAGCAUCAGAGGCGUCAAGGACUCCAGGGUGGCUCUGUCGACCUGCAACGGACUUCAUGGCAUGUUUGAAGAUAACGCCUUUGUGUAUAUGAUAGAACCGCUGGAGCUGAUCCAUGAUGAGAAAAGCACAGGUCGACCACAUAUAAUCCAGAAAACCCUGGCGGGACAAUAUUCUAAGCAAAUGAAGAAUCUCAGCCUGGGAGGCAGCGAGCAGUGGCCCCUUCUGUCUGAAUUACGCUGGUUGAAGAGGAGGAGGAGGAGAGCCGUGAAUCCAUCUCGUGGUGUGUUUGAAGAAAUGAAAUAUUUGGAACUCAUGAUUGUUAAUGAUCAUAAAACGUAUAAGAAAUAUCGCUCUUCUCAUGCGCACACCAACAACUUUGCCAAGUCUGUGGUCAACCUUGUGGAUUCUAUUUACAAGGAGCAGCUCAAUACCAGGGUUGUCCUGGUGGCUGUAGAGACCUGGACUGAGAAGGAUCAUAUUGACAUCACCACCAACCCUGUGCAGAUGCUCCAUGAGUUCUCCAAAUACCGGCAGCGGAUCAAGCAGCAUGCUGAUGCUGUGCACCUCAUCUCACGUGUGACGUUCCACUAUAAGAGAAGCAGCCUGAGCUACUUUGGAGGCGUCUGUUCUCGCACAAGGGGAGUUGGUGUGAAUGAGUAUGGUCUUCCAAUGGCAGUGGCACAAGUAUUGUCGCAGAGCCUGGCUCAAAACCUUGGAAUCCAAUGGGAACCUUCUAGCCGAAAGCCAAAAUGUGACUGCACAGAAUCCUGGGGUGGCUGCAUCAUGGAGGAAACGGGGGUGUCUCAUUCCCGGAAGUUCUCAAAGUGCAGCAUUUUCGAGUACAGAGACUUCCUGCAGAGAGGGGGUGGCGCCUGCCUUUUCAACAGGCCAACAAAGCUCUUUGAGCCCACGGAAUGUGGGAAUGGAUAUGUGGAAGCUGGGGAGGAGUGUGACUGUGGCUUCCAUGUGGUAGGUAUAGGAGAUCUCUUCGACCUUCAGCUCGGCUCCCACCCAGAGCAAACGCGAACAGUAGGGGAGUGCUACGGGCUGUGCUGUAAGAAGUGCUCGCUCUCCAACGGGGCUCACUGCAGCGACGGGCCCUGCUGUAACAGCACCUCCUGCCUUUUUCAGCCGCGAAGCUACGACUGUCGGGACGCUGUGAACAGCUGUGACAUCACCGAGUACUGCACUGGAGACUCCGGCCAGUGCCCCCCGAAUCUUCACAAGCAAGAUGGAUAUGCGUGUAAUCAAAAUCAGGGCCGCUGCUACAACGGCGAGUGCAAGACCCGGGACAACCAGUGUCAGUACAUCUGGGGAACAAAGGCGUCGGGGUCGGACAAGUUCUGCUACGAGAAGCUGAAUACAGAAGGCACGGAGAAGGGCAACUGCGGAAAGGACGGAGACCGCUGGGUGCAGUGCAGCAAGCAUGAUGUGUUCUGUGGACUUUUACUCUGUACCAAUCUCACUCGAGCUCCUCGUAUUGGUCAACUUCAGGGUGAGAUCAUCCCAACGUCCUUCUACCAUCAAGGCCGGGUGAUUGACUGCAGCGGUGCUCAUGUGGUUUUAGAUGAUGAUACAGAUGUGGGCUAUGUGGAAGAUGGAACACCAUGUGGCCCAUCUAUGAUGUGUUUGGAUCGGAAGUGCCUGCAGAUUCAGGCCCUAAAUAUGAGCAGCUGCCCGCUCGAUUCCAAGGGUAAAGUCUGCUCAGGCCAUGGGGUGUGUAGUAAUGAAGCCACCUGCAUCUGUGACUUCACCUGGGCGGGGACAGACUGCAGCAUCCGGGAUCCAGUCAGGAACCUUCACCCCCCCAAGGACGAAGGACCCAAGGGUCCUAGUGCCACCAAUCUCAUAAUAGGCUCCAUCGCUGGUGCCAUCCUGGUAGCAGCUAUUGUCCUUGGGGGCACAGGAUGGGGAUUUAAAAAUGUCAAGAAGAGGAGAUUCGAUCCCACCCAGCAAGGCCCCAUCUGAAGCGGCGGCCCUGGAUGACCGGCACCUUGCACGGUGGCGCUCUGGGUGUGACACACUUGCAGCCACGUUGCCGGAACUGUUAAGUCUGUAAAUGGGAACAAUGGGUGGUAAUGACUACAGAACUAAAGUUGGGGCGACAGGGAUGGGGUAAAAGAAAACUCUGCUUUUUGGAAAUAAUUUCAGAGAGCCCCUCCCCCCACCUGUCAAUCAAAAGGGGCAAAAGACAAUGUUAUAAAAAGAACUAUUUCAGAAUCUUUUUUUUUCUAGCUAAAGGAAGAAGGAACAACAAAAAAUUAAGUGCAAUAAAAGGACCAUUAAAAAAUAGCAAAUGAUUUUUUUCUGUCCUCAGCCUGCUGGCACUUAAUAUCUUCUAAAUGAUUUGGCAUGAUUUUGUUUUUCCUUUUCCGACCAAUGACACACUCCAGUGGCAUGAAGAUCUAAUUUUCGAAAGGGUAAAAACUGCAUGGCAUACAUCCUACAGCAGCUAGCAAGCCAGUCCACAGCAAAACCUGCACCUGACCCUCCCCUCUGUGAAGGGAAAGAAGAGCAGGGGAGCCGCCCACCCCGGUCUGGACCGGCCCGAGGAGCACACGGCCCUGCUCUGGUUGACUCACUCUCCGGUGUUUUCUCUCCUGGACUGAGCAUCCUUUGGAAAUGGGAGCUGGAAUAUGAACAAUGAUGCUACUGUAUAGUUCUUUUAUAAAUGUAAAUAUGGAAAUAAGCGAUUUUGACACCUCAUUUUCACUUGUCUGUAUUGAAAUAUUCCCCCUGUAAAGGUGCCCUGUAAAUCCGAGUUUACCGGUUGGCUCCCCAUCCUUUUGGUUUCUUUUCUCUGUUUCUGCUCUGUCUGUCCUUCUCUGUUGUAACAUGUUGUACGAUGAUUGUUGGGUUUGCUUAAAAAAGACAUGUAGCCACUGAUGCAGGGAGUUUGGACACAAAACAGGUGCAAUUUAAAAAUGAAAUGCUUGAAUCCAAAAAGAAAUGAAAGGUGGGGGGACACAAACAACAAAAUAACCCAAAUUAAAACCACAGAACUUGUGUAAAUGCAAAUACACGCCCUGACAAGCCCCUCAAGUUUUGCUGUCAUUAGAAGUGUGUGUGUGCGGCGUGAGAACGGAGACACCCUCAAAUCACUCACAGAAGUGCCAACCUCAUGAGGCUCGUUUUUGAUUUUGACAAUUUUCUUUCCCUGUCAUUAAUGUGAAAGGAGGAGAAACUUAAAGCCUUAAAUAAAAAAAUAAUUUUUAAAUGUUGAAAGGUUGGGGGAAAAGUUAAGCUUCCCAUUUUAUUCAUAUCUAUUAUUGUCAAUAUUUCAUCCCUGCUUCAUCUUCCUGCCUCAAAACACGUCUGGUAGAGCCGCACUGUAAAACCGCGCUGGCACCGGGAGCGGCCGUCGCCUUCUGCGAGCAUCGUGACAAUAGGUUUUAAUUCUGUGUGUUGUUUUCAGAAAACCUGGCUUGGCCCGCACUGUGUUGCUGGUCCGUGCACUGCUGCCCUGGGUUCUAAGGGGAUUCCACUGUCUACAAACCCCCUUCUCCCUCCUCCAGGCAGAUUUGCUGGUGGAAUCCGGGUCCCCAAGUCCCUCUCAGUUUACUUCACUUUCACUGACUUCUUCCAUUUAUGGUCAAGAGAGCUUCUGUUCAAGUGUUAAGGGAAUACUUGAAUGAAGAAAUUUGGUCCCAGCUGUGUUUGGAAUGUGCAGACUGCAGUGAACCCCUGCAGGGGCAGCCGUCUGGAGCUGAGCCUGCCUGCAGCCCCCCGGGAGCCCGUGCUUCUCUAAGCCCCUCUUUUUUAGGAACAGGACAUGCGAUCUACUACUCCCUUCUCCUUGACAGCCAAAUCCGUUGCUAGGUUUAGCUUUAAGACCCUUUUCAGCAAGAUUCACGCCACUCGUUUCACAGCAUUUGCUUUGACUUUGCAAAGGAUUAUGUCCUAAAAAUGUGCUGCUUGAAACAGUGGGAUUUUCCCCCAGAUAUCUUUAAUUGUGGAAGUGUCACAACCAUAGAGCGAACCCUUGAUUUCUAUGUAACACAACAGGCUGUAACCUAACAUCUUCGACCUGUUAUUGCUGUCUGAGUGCCAGGUGCUACACAGGCGUGCAGGCAUUCUCGGGAACUGGCUGUGUGCGUUGACUGUAGUAACAGGGCUGUCUGCAUGGUUUAUCAGCCUUGCUCUUGGUUUCAUGGGGCAAGGUGUAUCCCUCUACCUGUGGCAGUGGCUCUUCCAGCUGGAGGAGACUCAGAUGGCUCGGCAUCUUCCUGUCACUGCAUCGGCUGUGUCUGUCUGUGGCUGGGUCCUCCUCGCCGGCGGAUACCCAGCCGCUGCUGAGUACGCCAUACAUGUCCACUGCUGUUCCAGAGGCACCACGGCAACUGAACAGACACAAACCCACGGUGGUUACAAAACAAGUUAAAUGUCUGUUGUUGACUUUCGAGCAUUUCACAAACAACAUUGUAAAUGUGCGAUGUUAUGUUUUAAAUCCGACCACAGUGGUCCCCAAUACUAUGUACAUAUGGCAAACGUCCAGUGUAACUUUUUGUCACACUGGCAGUUUCAUAGGUAACCAAACCUGUGCUCCAAUGUUAAAUUAUUUGUGUGUAUCUGUAAAAACCACAAGCUUUAAGCUGUGUGCGCGAAUAGGAAAGGUGCUGCCACCAUACAGCCGUCAGCAAUGGCUUAGGAUGGUUUGAGGUGGUUUGAGGUCAGCUAUUUUCAGACUGCUGUGUUUUCUCUUGCACGUGCUAUUCAUUUGCUGAUUUUUGUGCUGUGAAUACUCCCUUUUAUUAAUUUGAGCUCAAAGCCGAGCAUCUCGCUGUUUAAUGUCCCCCGACGAGAGUUGGUGUGAAGUGACCACAAGCCCCCAUUUCACCUGCUGUACUUUUGGCGCAUUAAUCAGCGACACCUGGACGAGGAGACCUGCGCUCACUUCAUUGCUCACCUGGGAUCCUGCAUGAGCCCACUGGAUGAGAGCUACUCCUUCUAGAUAAACGAGCAGUACACAUAGGUGCAUGUUAUGAAACACGAUCACGUACAGCUGUGGAGUUUUACUGAGUGGUAGGUGUGUUUUUUGUUUUUGUUUUUCUUUUUUACUAUGCAAAGGUGGGAAAUGCACAAACUUUUCAAAGACUAGUGUCUGAAGAAUUUUACAAACAAUACUUGAAUCUUUUCUUUAAGGUCAUCCCAUCAUAUUUUAUAGUAAUUGUUGCUUCCAUUGUUAAUUUUCAUUUUUAAAUGGUUUGUAGUUUAAGUGCACAACCUGAAGUUUUGUUUGAAGUUAAUAAAUUCAUCCAUAUCUUGUUGGCUGCCUGUGAGCGGAGGUUCAGUAGUCAUUGUAUGCAUCUUUUAGUCAAGUGUAUAUUAAAACUUUUGUUAACGUAGAAUGUUGUAGCUUUAUACUUUGAUCAUUUUUCUUCAACCCUCUUUCUGUGUCCUCCCGUCUGGUUAAGUGGCCGUGCAUCUGAUAUCAUCAAGAGUUUUAGCACCGGUCUCUCGAUCAAAGGCUCACUCAAAAUUUAAUGUCAAUGGAGCAAAAUAAAAUCUCUGAUGAAUGAUAAAUAUACUCCUGAUUAGGAUUCAGUUUCAUGGGAUUUAUUGGAAAUGCUUUGCUUUUUAUAAAUCAGGGGAAAAAAACACCUUAGGAUCAUACCACUGUCAAUUUUUUUUCUUUAGCGUCUCUUCUGAGUUUAAAGAGGAAAUGACUAGUGGUAACAUCCACACUUUUGAGCUGGUACCUAAUUUACAAUCAGGCUAUGAAGGAAAUGGAAGUAUUUGGUUAUAUAAACCGUGCUAUCAAAACAUUCGAAGGGAAGUAUUUCCUCACACCUCACGUGGACUUGGGCAUCAACUAAUAUUCCUCAUCAGGAGUGUGUCUCAGUGUCUCCCCUUGCCCACAGCCUUGCCUUGGUUUGGCCUCAGCAGCUGGGUGUGUCUCACUGUAUCUGUGGUACCGACACAGAGAGAGGCCAGUCUGACACGUCAUUCCUCGGGUGGCAGUUUGCAGGGCCCUCCUUUCCUGUAGGAUAAAGUCCAAACUUAACAGCAUGAGCGAAAGUUCCCCUCAAAGAGCCUCUUCUUCCCAGGUCUGAAGAAUCUUAUGUAAAUUUUAUGUCCGGUCACCAUAAUUCAUUUGUUUCCGUGUCAUUUCGUGUAAUAAAAGAAAUACAGAAACAAUAACAUGAAUAUGAUGCUUUAAAUAAGAAAGCAUAUUAAAGUGUCAUUUAUAUUGGA